AUGACGGGGUUUGACGAAAAAGAUGAUGAGACCAUCAAGAAUUUAAUGUUUCAUUUUGAGAAACGUCCAGAUCGAUUUGUAAAGAUUAGUGAAUUCAUGCCGAAAUACACACCAAAACAAUUAUCUAAUCGUUGGAGAGACCAUCUCGAUCCUAAUAUAUGUAAGGAAGCUUUUACGGAGGAUGAAAAAAGAUAUAUUAUUGAACGGACUCCAAAUUACCGAAAAUCGAAUAAAAUUUGUUGGAAAGGUUUAAGUUCAGACAUGGAAAAAAUUUUUAAUAGGCGUCAUUCCAACCAUAAGAUCAAAAAUUAUUGGAAUGCAAAUCAAAGACGUCAGAAAAAGAAGAAUUCUAAGCUAACUGUUACCUUUCUUUUAAAUGAUGAAAAUGAAGCAAAUGGAGAAAAGAAAUCUAGUGCUUCGAUCAAAAAUGAUGGUCGAAUCCCUGUUACCUUUCUUUUAAAUGAUGAAAAUGGAGAAAAGGAAUCUAAUGCUUCGAUCUAUAACGAUGGUCGAUCUCUUUUUAAAUGA
Molecule: messenger RNA, 528 nt
Organism: Funneliformis mosseae
Lineage: Eukaryota; Fungi; Glomeromycota; Glomeromycetes; Glomerales; Glomeraceae
Source: the annotation of a GenBank genome assembly